Molecule: messenger RNA, 1040 nt
Organism: Cuscuta epithymum
Lineage: Eukaryota; Viridiplantae; Streptophyta; Magnoliopsida; Solanales; Convolvulaceae
Source: the annotation of a GenBank genome assembly
CUUUUUUCGACCUUUUUGUGCACUCUAAAACAAGUCUAAAACAAUUCGUGGAGCAAUACGGUCGUGCCUUAAAAUUUAAGGCUGAAAAAGAGUGUCAAGCGGACGCAGAGUCUUUUUCAAAAUUGCUACCGUGUGUUUCGAAAUUUGCUAUGGAGAAACAAAUGCAAGGAAUCUACACAAUGGCGAAGUUCAAGGAGUUUCGAGAUGAAGUGAUUGGCAAGCUUUAUUGUGACAUAAUUCAAUGCGAUGGCGGUAAAAUUUAUCAUGUCAAAGAAGAAGUAAAAAUAACAGAGGACUUUUACAAGACUGUUUACUUCAUAGUGGAAUAUGAUUCCGGCUUGUGUGCAUGCAAAUGUAGUUGUCAUUUGUUUGAAUUUAGAGGCAUUGUGUGUAGACAUAUGUUUAUGGUUCUACAGCGCAACGAUGUUAAAAUAUUGCCCGAGGUGUACAUCAUGCGCAGAUGGAGGCAAGAUGUAAAGCGCUCUUACACACGAGUGAAAAUAAACUAUGAUGGGUGGAUCACAACAGUUGAACAACAACGAUAUGACAAGUUGUGUAAGACUUUUGAAGAUCUUGCAAAUGCCAUUGCCGAUGAUGAGGAAAAGUAUAAAAGCGUUAUGCAAUGGAUGCAAGACCAAUUGCAUGAGUGUACCGGGUCAACUACAACUUAUUCCGUUUGUGGUGUCAUGACACAACUUCCACAAUUACAUACAAAUGGGCAUGGGGAGGCAACGGGUCCAAUUCAAGACCCGAAGAUCACAAAAAGGAAGGGUGCACCGAGGAAAACCCGCAUAAAGGGUCCUCUUGAAAAAUCAAAGAAGAAACAGAAGGCCGAUACCAAAAAAAAAACAAGGAAGAACCCUAGUGGAAUGCACACAACUGAAGGCUCAAAUGAAAUUUAUGAUUUGACUAUAUUAACGCCCUGUGUGAAUGAUAAGGGGUUGGAUUUGAACCUACGCUUAUUGUGAACUUGUAGUAGGAAUUUUCAAUUACUUGUCAUUGAAACUUAUGUAUUAAUGUGUAACAAUUUGGAAUGUACA